UCGAGCAGACUCGUCUAUAAAAUCUUUUUAAACUCAAUUCUUUUUUACGGUUUCUAAUUAUUUACAUUAUGUUUGUUAAUUUAUUACUUAUAUUUGUAAUAUGUUUCAUUAUUACUAUAAUAUAUUUUCGAAGACCAAAAGAUAUCCCACCAGGUCCUUUUCCAUGGCCAGUUGUUGGAAAUUUAAAGUUAUUAAAAAAAUUGUGUAGAGAACUAGGUGGGCAGCACAAAGCCUUUACAGAGCUUUCAAAAAUGUAUGGAAGCAAUGUUAUUCGUCUUUAUCUAGGAAAUUCUUAUGUUAAUAUUGUAUCUGGUUAUGAAGCCGUUCAACAAAUAUUACGUAAUGAAGAAUUCGAUGGUAGACCUUGGACUGAGUUUGCAAAAAUUAGAAAUAUGGGAUUAAAAAAAGGUAUUACAAUGACUGAUGGUCCCGAAUGGAAGGAAAUGCGUGGAUGGUUAAUUAGAUGUUUGAAGAGCUUAGGCUUUGGUCAUGAAGCAAUGACAAGUAAAAUAAUAGACGAGCUAAAGAUAAUUCUAGAUAAAUUAAAGUCUCACGGUGAUAAAGCUGUAUGCAUGAGGCCUAUAAUAGCUCCUGCAGUUAUAAAUGUAAUUUGGAGUAUUGCUGUUGGGAAACGAAUUGACGAAGAAGCUAGAUUACAGUACUUUCUCAAUCUUAUGGAAAAACGAGCGAAAGCUUUCGAUAUUGCUGGAGGAAUGCUCUCUAUCUUUCCAUGGAUUCGUCACUUUGCACCAAAACUCUCGGGUUAUGAAUUAUUGAUUACACUGAAUGAAGAAUUGAAAGAAUUAUUGAUGAAAAGUAUUGAAGAGCAUAAAAAGAAUUACGUCGAAGGCAAAGAAGUGGAUCUGAUUGAUAUGUUUUUAGCUGAAAUGUAUCAUGGAAAAGGUCCAGAAGCUGGUUUCACUGAAGAUCAAUUGCUGAUGAUACUUAUUGAUCUUUUCAUCGCGGGACUGCAAACGACUGCAAUUACUCUUGACUUUCUCUUCUUACACAUGACAGUGUACCAAGAUAUUCAAACUAAACUUCACCAUGAACUAGACUCAGUGAUUGAUGGUUACCGAUUUCCUCAGUUGUCAGACAGAGCAAUGCUACCAUUUACCGAGGCAAUAAUGUCAGAAUCACAGAGACUUCGAUUGGUAGUACCGAUAAUCGGGCCUCGACGAGUAUUGCAGGAAACGUAUCUCGAUGGCUAUAGAAUUUUAAAGAACACGUGUAUCCUCAUAAAUAUCAACAGUAUUCAUAUGGAUCCUAAAAAUUUCGACGAUCCGGAGUGCUUUAAACCAGAAAGAUUUCUAAAGGAUGGUAUUUAUAUUCCGAACAAGAAGUUGAUAUUUUUUGGCGGGGGUCACAGACGAUGCCCUGGCGAAAUUGUCGCCAAAUCUGCAACGUUCUUGUUAUUUGCUGGAAUUAUGAAACGAUAUAAAUUACUUCCACUACCGGGAUGUAAUUUACCAGACACUGAUCCAUUACCUGGUUUAACUAUUUCUCCUAAACCAUAUGAAGUUUUACUUGUUGAACGAUCAACAUAAUUUAAUUAAGAUUCAAUAACGUCAAUUUUACCUCAAAUAAUUACAGUAUUAACUUAAUUAAAUAAGGUCUCGGGGAUACAGUGAAGCCAUCAAUUCCAUCUAGUCUUGGUAGUUCACUUCCUUGAGGGACUGUUAAAUCAAAAUUAUGAAGAAUGUGCGUGAAAAAAAGAAAUAAAGAUGGUUUUGCUAAUUGUUCUCCCAAACAUCGUCGUUUUCCUGUUAAAUAAAAUAAUUAUUACUCAA
Molecule: messenger RNA, 1790 nt
Organism: Chelonus insularis
Lineage: Eukaryota; Metazoa; Arthropoda; Insecta; Hymenoptera; Braconidae
Product: probable cytochrome P450 305a1
Exons: 8
Coding region: 69-1547 (492 amino acids)
Biological process (GO): xenobiotic metabolic process
Cellular component (GO): intracellular membrane-bounded organelle; cytoplasm
Molecular function (GO): iron ion binding; oxidoreductase activity, acting on paired donors, with incorporation or reduction of molecular oxygen, reduced flavin or flavoprotein as one donor, and incorporation of one atom of oxygen; heme binding
Source: RefSeq, a predicted model, not a curated record